This is a messenger RNA of Aureobasidium subglaciale EXF-2481, 1524 nucleotides long. RefSeq lists its product as uncharacterized. Gene Ontology annotation, biological process: pyrimidine nucleotide import into mitochondrion. The coding region runs from base 105 to 1175 and encodes 356 amino acids. The record is from RefSeq and is a predicted model, not a curated record. Gene Ontology annotation, cellular component: mitochondrion. Lineage: Eukaryota; Fungi; Ascomycota; Dothideomycetes; Dothideales; Saccotheciaceae. The transcript is spliced from 2 exons. Gene Ontology annotation, molecular function: pyrimidine nucleotide transmembrane transporter activity.
CGACUCACUUUUUCCCACCUGUCAGCAAUCUCCACUCAGUAUUGAUCCUCACAAUCGCCUCUGGCUCGAACAUGCGCAGCUAUUGAGGCUUCUCCCCCGAUAAAAUGUCAAGCCCGACAUCCGACUCGCACGAUCUAACCAUCUCCAAACCCCCACCAAGCACGGCCGUCCUACUGGCCCAAAAACUGCCAAAGCCAUAUAUCAACAGCCUCUGUGGUGCUGCCGCUGGUGUUGCUUCAGGAAUCGUCACAUGCCCGCUUGAUGUUAUCAAGACCAAGUUGCAGGCUCAGGGAUCAUUCCGUCACCAACAGCAUUCACAAGGUGCUCCUGUGACGAAGCAGGUCUAUCGGGGUCUUGUUGGAACUGCCAAAACUAUCGUCCGUCAGGAUGGUCUCAAGGGCAUGUAUAGAGGCCUCGGACCCAUGAUACUUGGUUAUCUGCCCACCUGGGCUGUCUACAUGAGCAUCUACGACAUUGCAAAGACAAAUUACUCAGAACGUGUUGAACCACAAUGGCUCGCCCACGUAUGCUCCUCUGUAACCGCCGGCGCCUGCUCGACGCUUGCAACGAAUCCUAUCUGGGUAAUCAAGACUCGUCUCAUGUCGCAAAUCUCUACGAAAGCCGUCGAAGGACACCGUACCCCUUGGCACUACAACAACACUUGGGAUGCUGCUCGCCAGAUGUAUAGGGGCGAGGGCAUCAAGGCCUUUUACUCAGGAUUGGCUCCUGCUCUGUUGGGUCUGACUCACGUCGCUAUUCAAUUUCCUCUAUACGAAUAUCUAAAGCUCAGAUUUACCGGCGUCGAGAUGGGUGCAGCACCUCCAAGUCAGGGUACAAACUCGGUCGGUGUCCUUGCUGCCACCUGCAUCAGCAAGAUUUGUGCCACAACUGCAACAUAUCCUCACGAAGUUUUACGGACUCGUCUACAGACACAACAACGAGGUAUCCCUAGUUCCGACGGCAUGAUCAACAAGCCUCGCUAUCAAGGCGUGCUCAAGACAUGCAGACUCAUUUUAUACGAAGAAGGCUGGACUGCCUUUUACAGCGGCAUGGGAACAAACCUCAUCAGAGCCGUCCCCGCCGCCAUGACUACAAUGCUCACCUUCGAGACGCUCAAGAGUGUCAUUGUCCGUAUGCAGACCGACAACGAAGUGGAGCAAGCUCAUUCCAUCUAGAACGACAUUACAUUCGACAAAGCCUGUCUCAUCCACCUACAUCUCACGAGCUACGCCCAAAUGUAUAGAAGCCUUUUCUACGUGUUGCCCCGGAGUGACAUCUCCCAGUUUCUCGCUUUACUCAAAAACAACUUCUUCGGAUCCUUUUCAUCUACCUAUAUCACGGCAUUGCUUGCAUUUAAACCCCGGCUAGGGUGUUCACAGCAAGGCGUUUUGGCGUUCAUUGUUGCAGUCUGGUGCUUCCUUUGCUUGACUUUUACUUUUUCCCUUAGGACGCAGCAGAAUAAAACAACGUCAACCUUCCGAAUUUGCUGUCUUCUCAUGAGCGACGCUGUCCGACAAUGCUAAC